This is a messenger RNA of Pseudomassariella vexata, 2040 nucleotides long. Its product is annotated as Cupredoxin. NCBI's taxonomy places the organism in Eukaryota, Fungi, Ascomycota, Sordariomycetes, Amphisphaeriales, Pseudomassariaceae. The transcript is spliced from 3 exons. Bases 135 to 1826 code for a protein of 563 amino acids. Gene Ontology annotation, molecular function: copper ion binding; oxidoreductase activity. The record is from RefSeq and is a predicted model, not a curated record.
CAAACACAGUCAUCAAUUCACUCUUUCCUGACCAGGUGAUUUAACUUGGGGUUUGACUUGGUCGUAUCAGCUACACUCGUUUUAGCUUCGCCCAUCACACAUUCCUUUUUUACCAGCAACCAUCUUUCUUCAAGAUGUUGUCCUUUAACCCCAAAUCACUCGCUUUGCUUUCCGCAACCUUACUCCCUUCUGUAUUAGCCUCUCCCUUCUUUGCGGACUUAUACCCCCGCGCUGCCUGCGACGGCAACACAGCCUCUACUAGAUCAGAAUGGUGCGAUUACUCCAUUGAUACCGACUACAUGACCGUAGUGCCCGACACUGGCGUAACAAGGGAAUACUGGCUCGAACUCACUGAUGUCACGGUGGCUCCCGAUGGCGUCUCCCGGUCUGCCAUGGCCGUCAACGGGUCCAUUCCCGGCCCCACUCUGUUCGCUGACUGGGGUGACACCGUCGUCGUCCAUGUCAUCAACUCCUUGACGACUUCCCAGAAUGGUACCAGCAUCCACUUCCACGGCAUUCGCCAGAACUAUACUUCCGACCAAGAUGGUGUUGUCUCCAUCACUCAGUGCCCGACCGCUCCCGGCUCCACCCUGACUUACACCUGGAAGGCCAUGCAGUACGGUUCCACCUGGUACCACUCCCACUUUGCUCUGCAGGCGUGGCAGGGCAUCUUCGGUGGAAUCAUCAUCAACGGUCCCGCUACGGCCAACUACGACGAGGACAAGGGCAUGCUGUUCCUCAACGACUGGGAUUACUCUACCGUCGACGAGCUCUAUGCCGAGGCCGAGGCGAGCGGCCCCCCGACCCUCGACACUGGUCUUAUCAACGGCACCAAUAUCGGGGACACCGGCGGCUACCGCUUCAACACCUCAUUCGUUUCCGGCACCUCGUACCGCAUGAGACUCGUCAACGCCGCCGUCGACACGCACUUCAAGUUCUCCAUUGACAACCACACCAUGCAAGUCAUCGCCUCGGACUUGGUUCCCAUUACUCCCUACAACACCACCGUUCUGGACAUUGGAAUGGGCCAACGUUACGACAUCAUCAUUACGGCCGACCAAGCCGACGUAGCCUCCAACUUCUGGAUGCGCGCCAUCCCCCAGUCAUCCUGCUCUGAGAAUGACAACUCGGACGACAUCCGCGGCAUCAUCUACUACGACACCAUCGGCACGCCUGAGACCAGCGCCUACGACUACACCGACUCGUGCGAUGACGAAACCGCCAACAUCUCGCCCUACAUCGCCAAGACGGUCGGUGACUUCUUCAACAGCACCUCUGAGACCGCCGCCGUCUCCAGCAAUGAAGAGGGUCUCUUCAGGUGGACCCUCAACAGCACCACCAUGCUGGUCUCCUGGGAGGACCCGACUCUGGAACAGGUCGUCGCCGGCAACACCACGUACGACACCUCGGACGCCGUGCUCACGCUCCCCGAAGCCAACGUGUGGAUGUACCUCGUUAUCGAGACCACCCUCGGUGUGCCCCACCCGAUCCAUCUCCACGGUCACGACUUCUGGAUCCUGGCCCAGGGCACUGGAACCUACAGCAGCUCCGUCACUCUUAACAAGGACAACCCGCCUCGUCGUGACACUGCCAUGCUCCCUUCCAGCGGAUAUCUCGUCAUGGCCUUUGAGACCGACAACCCAGGUGUCUGGCUUAUGCACUGCCACAUCGGCUGGCACACAUCUGAGGGCUUUGCUCUGCAGUUUGUCGAGCGAUACGACGAGAUUGUCUCUACGGUUGAUGAGACUCGAUUGACCGACAACUGUGAUGCCUGGGAAACGUUUGCUGAGUCCGCCGAAAUUGAGCAGGAGGACUCUGGCGUAUAAACGUGUGCUCGAGCAUUACUGUUUUUUCUCUUUGAGUCGAUGAUACCACAGUGACGACAACCUCGAUGACAAUGGUAUAGACAUGUAUACACGAUGGGCGCUCCAUUGGUCAUGGCUGGCAUGGCGGGAUGGAUGAUUUCCUUGAGUUUAUGGAGGGUUGGAAACGGGAUAGGGCAUAGCGACUUUGAUUUGGAAUAGACAUUUCAAGAUUUUC